This is a messenger RNA of Cololabis saira (Pacific saury), 3300 nucleotides long. Its product is annotated as upstream stimulatory factor 2. NCBI's taxonomy places the organism in Eukaryota, Metazoa, Chordata, Actinopteri, Beloniformes, Belonidae. Gene Ontology annotation, molecular function: DNA-binding transcription factor activity, RNA polymerase II-specific; protein dimerization activity; RNA polymerase II cis-regulatory region sequence-specific DNA binding. Gene Ontology annotation, biological process: regulation of transcription by RNA polymerase II. Bases 153 to 1121 code for a protein of 322 amino acids. The record is from RefSeq and is a predicted model, not a curated record. The transcript is spliced from 11 exons.
UCCAUCUAAUCGGCCUCCAUUUUAACUCCGACACCGAGACAUACCUCACGUGUCCUGGGCCGUCUCUCUCACAUGACCCGAGUGUUUGUUCCCGUGAUCAGCACUUCCAUCUCCGUCCGUGACACCGAAUAUCACUUUUUAUUUUCACCCUGAUGGAUAUGCUCGAACAGAGUCUGGACACCGCAAGCCAAGAGAAGCAAGAAGAAGAGGUUGUUCAGACUGAAGACGGAGCAGGAGAGGAGCAGACGGCUGUUACAAUAGCCAACGUUCAACAGGCUGCAGCAUUUGGUGACCAUAAUAUACAGUAUCAGUUUCGUACUGAGGGUGGACAGGUUACGUACCGUGUGGUCCAGGUGACUGACCAGCACCUCGAUGGAAGAGAAGAUGCAGGAGGAGCAGUGAGUGUCGUCUCAACAGCUGCUUUUGCUGGGACUCCGCAGGCUGUGGCACAGGCUGUGAUCCAAAACCCGUUUAGUAAUGGAGGAAGCCCAGCAGGAGAGGCAGUGGGAGGAGAGACCCGCUUCGCUUACUUCCCUGCAACCGCGGUGAGUGACGGGACCGUGUCUGUCCAGGCCGCCGCAGACCCCACACUCACACAGGCGGGGGGUCAGUUUUAUGUGAUGAUGACACCCCCUGAUGUCAUCCAGACAGGCACACAACGAACCAUAGCUCCGCGCACACAACCCUACACUGCAGAUGAAAACGAGCUGCUGCAACAUGAAGGUUUAAACUGGAAAAUGGAUGGACCCCGAACGCCACGAGAUGAAAGGAGAAGAGCACAACAUAAUGAAGUUGAAAGGCGACGAAGAGACAAGAUCAACAACUGGAUUGUCACACUUUCCAAGAUUAUCCCCGACUGCAGUAUGGACAGCACCAAGACCGGAGCUUCUCUGUCUUCUCAGAGCAAAGGAGGCAUCCUGUCCAAGGCGUGCGACUACAUCCGUGAGCUGAGGCAGAGCAACCAGCGACUCCAGGAGAGCCUGAAGGAAGUUGAGAGGAUACAAGUGGACAAUGAGCUGUGCAGGCAGCAGAUUGAAGAGCUGAAGAAUGAAAACGCAUUGCUCCGAGCGCAGCUCCAGCAGCACGGCAUCGAAAUGGUUGGAGAGACUCCGCCACAGUAAAUGAGAUGAAAAAGAACAGAGAGGAGAACCACCACUCAAACAUGUAACUGACGCGGUGGAAAAGCAGGCGAGAUGAUUGGAAAAAGGACUUGUGGAGAAUCACUUUCUUUUUUGGUGAUUGCCUCCUUCCCUGGGUUCCAAGGUCGUGAACCCCUCACCAGCCAUUUGUGGCUGCACUUGACUGUUCCAGACCUAUUGAGAUAACCACCUGCUGCAACUCGGUAGAAAUAUGCUUCAAGAAAAGAUGUCCACUCACCUCCAUCAUAGUGCUCCACCAGCACUAGCUCUGAAACAGAACCUCUGCUGAACUUCUCCGGUGUUUUUGUAUUUAUGUAGCUUCAUUCAUGGACUAUGAUAUAUUCAUCUAAGUUUGUUCACUGUCAGUUUAUGUUUUUCUCUCCAUAUAUUAAUUUGGUCAUAGUUCAUGCUUUUAUUCUGUUUGUGUUUUUGAGUUCUGUAUAAAUAUGUUGUUUUUAGCUAUCUUAAUUUAUUAGUCCGCUUGCUGACAGAAGCCUUGAUGGAGACUAGUUACGUUGAAUCUUUUGCACCCCAGAGAACCUGAAUGAAUUUUAAGUAAGAAAACAUCAAAGUAUGCAAAACAUGAUUCUGGAAAAAAAAAAAUAAAAUAAAAAAAAUAAUAAUAAUAAUGUGAAACACAUAGGUUACCUACACCCAAAGACAAACAAGGAGUGGUGCAAGCUGAUGCCUCUGGGCUGAUUUAUGUAAAUACGACUACUCAUGUUUUAAUACAGAUGUUACAGAAUGUUAGAGGGGAUUAUCUCUGGCAAGUCAACAAUCAAUAACUCAUUAACUCCAUGCUGGCCAUUUGUCAUAAUAAUUACGAUGAAGUGUGUGCAAUCUUAAAGCUUGGUUUGAAAGAAAAGAGUGGUAUACUUGAAAUGUUGGGCAUUUGCUUGAUUUGAACAAGUAAGUCAAAGUAAAAAAAAAAAAAAAAAAAAAAAAUACUUGUAAAGCUCCGAUUGUUACAUUAUAAUGUAAUUGGUAUUGCAGUAUUGGAAAAAGAAAAAGUCAAACAUGCAGAUAACUUCCAACUCAGCAUUUUGAAUCAACGAGAGACGAAUGCAGUGCAACUCCCAACUUUUGCCAACCCGUAUUUAGGUACCGUCGGUUUACUUUCAUCUUUUUGUUCAUGUGUGAUUUAGCGGUGUCUCAGUACGUGUAAUAAUUCCCAUAUGCUUCAUUUCAAGCUGUUUGCUCUAUUUUGGUAUUGCAACUCUUCAAGUGGAGCUGGGUGCACACGCGGGGUGCACCCUGGAGAGCGGCACUCGGAGACUCUGCUCACUGUGGAAAAGGAGUACACGGAAAUACGAUGUUGCACUUUUUAGUUGAGCACAACUCGUUCUCCAAGAAAAAGACUGAAGAGUUGAGAAGUGGGAAACUCUUGAGGUGAUCUCAUGUUUUUCUCCACCCACUCAGGCGAACAAUAAGUAAACUCUAAUUGGGUGUACAAACAGCAAAAGCCAAUAUUAACAUUGUUAACGAUGUUGUGAAUGGAUAUACAUGGUUUGUUUUUUUUUUGCUCUGCUAUGGGCAAUGCGAGCAAAUGUGAAAGAUUAAGCUUUGGAGCCAAUCGGAGCACAAUUGUUUCUGCCUGUAUCAACAGCUCAGGAUCCAGGAAAGCAGAACCAGCUCUCAGACCCCAGGCGGAAUCGGGCUGACUAUCAUAUUUUAAUAUCUGAGACUGGAAGCCAACAGCUUGUGCUGUGAAGGUGCUGUUGUGCUGCAACUUCAGGAGUCGACCCUGACAGGAAUAGUGCAAGUGUCUGAUCCGUCAAACGAGGCUCACGGCCAAAGCUGAAUGAUAGAUGUGGAGUUUUUUUCAGUUUUUUUUUUUCCUCACGGCUCAUAGGAAAGCCAAGUAUGUAAAGGAUGGAACAAUGUUUUUGAAGUCAAAUGUUAACAAAUGAAAGGUCAUUCUUGGCCAAUUCUUUUUUUUUUUCUUUUGUUUGUUUCUUGCUUUCCGUUUUUGAAAUGGCAACAGGAAGAAGCUUUCUUUGUGUAGCAGCCUCACUGUUCUCAGGUUAGAGACAUCUUUUCUAUGUAAAAUGGUGGAAAAUAAAACUUUCACUAGCUAAAAAUCUUAGCUCAUUUUGAUUGUGGUUCAUCGUUCUUUUGAUAUUGAACACACAACAAUAAUAAUAAAAUCCUUUUAACUCUU